AUGCGUUUCGAUCUCACAUUCUCGGUAUUCUUCGUCCUUGCACUUGUCGCCGAGUGCAAGUUGACUUGGGUUUCUACGUCGCAACAUGACAAUGAAGUAUCGUGUCUUUGCGAGGAUGAGGCUUGGGAUAUAGCCAAACGCUGGCUGAGUAUUUUCUCAACCGGUGGUGUAUCCAGCAAAGCCGAAGUCGCCACGAUCGUUUCAGCCAAUCUCACAAGCUACGACGAGACGGAAGGAGGCCCCUUGAUCGGAAUUGAUCAAUUCUGGGAUGCCGUUUCUGCGGAAGCCAACUCUAACUCGACCGCGACCAAUGUCACGCAGACUCCGGUCUUGCUCUUGCAUUCUUGCGACCAAAUUGCCUACAACUGGCAGCUCACGGCGGUCACGACCGGCCUCAACUCGUGA
Colletotrichum karsti is the source of this 405-nucleotide messenger RNA. RefSeq lists its product as uncharacterized. The transcript has a single exon. Bases 1 to 405 code for a protein of 134 amino acids. Lineage: Eukaryota; Fungi; Ascomycota; Sordariomycetes; Glomerellales; Glomerellaceae. The record is from RefSeq and is a predicted model, not a curated record.